UAAUCCUAGAAUUUUUUUCAAUAUACUCCGUAACUUGUACCUAGACACUCGGAUUAUUAAAAAAAUAUAGUCAAGUCCCAUUAUUUCUCUAUAACCAUUAGAAAAUAAAUGAAAACACUUGCGAGAAUUGAUUAUAAAUUGAAAAAGUCUCCCCAGAUUUUCGUUUAUUAAUGUGAAGCUAAAAGAUAAUUCCUUUAAAAAAUUAAAUAUUUUAAUUAUCCAAGAUUUUAAAAAAUCAUUCAUAAGACGAUCGAGUCAUCCAAAAUUCCGUGGCAAUAAUCAUGCCGCUGAUUUUUCUGCAUAAUUAUAAUCAUAGAAUGAAUCCCCUGUGAAUAUUGAUACAAAAAUUCUAAAAUGCGGCAUUAUUUUAUAAAAAUGAUAAUUCAAAUUCCAAUGUCAAAGCGCGCGAAAUUCUAGAAUGCAUCUAGUUUUCCGGGGACUCCCCCGCAUUCUAGAAUUAUCGUUUUUUAAUAGAACUGUUCGAUCAAAGUAACGAGCAUUCAAUUUCCGCUUUACAAAGAACGGAAGUGAAAAUAAAAAAUCCAUUUUGUAUUUGACGGUAAGAGAAGUUCUCCCCAAAACCAACCAACGAUAAUAAAAAUAAAUUAACAAACUGGGUCAAGUGCCAGAAUCUGCAUCUGGGGAACGACAGUCUUGACAUUCUUAUCUCGUCUUUUGUUCUUUUCGAAAUAAAACAGCUGAUAAUUUGACAAGCGUUUAUUUGAAGGAUCAUGUGUUUCUAGAGUUCUUCCUUGGAAUUAUCUACCCGUAAAAGAAUGCCGUCAUACCGUCCCUGGGGCUCGACACCGGACGGCGCCAUUGAGUUCGAGUCCUUGACCACAGAAACUUUGCUGGGGGCCCUGGAGGUCUUGCGAGAAUCCUUCUUCACCGAUGAAAGCACAUGUCGAGGGGUCGAUAUUCUCUCGGAACCUGGGGCGACGGAGGAGCUUGAGAAGUUGAGUAUAAACGCGGCCCGCGACGGGGUCAGUGUCGUCGCCAUCGACGUAGCAACUGGAAAGGUCGUCGGUGUAUCAUUCAACAAGAUUCAGACGCAUCAAAAAUCUACAGAAAAAUCCCCCUUCGAGCUCUUCAGCGAGAGUUGCAAGUGCACAUCCUCGAAGGCUGUUGUGGAUUUAAUGCUCUCCAUAGACAACAAAGUAGAUUUAUUCAAGCACUACAACGUUGAUUGCAUCCUAGAAGUCAUGUUCUUAGCUACCUCGAGAUCCCACAGAGGCCAGCGAAUAGCUGAGCUCUUGGUGGCCUCUUCCAUUGAAAUCGCCAGACAACUGAAACGUGGAAAAGACGUGCAAACGCCCAUUGAAGUUGCCGGCACAGACGCCAUUACAAAUCCCAACUGCGUUCCCGGUUUGGUCUCCGCAAUAAUGUCCUCCAAUUACUCGCAAAAGCUCGCGGAGAAGUUGGGCUUUUAUUCUCACGCUGAGAUAAGCUUCGAGGACUAUGCUUUCAAUGGAAAAAAAAUUAGUGAACGAGUCAAUGAUAUACACAAGAGCUGGAAGCUUGUGGCUAAAAGUAUUUAGCGAGAUAUUUACGAAGAUAUUCAAAGGAUUUUAUUGUUUUCAACAGGAGAAUAGAAUUAUUCUAUUUUUCUAAACAAAUGUUCCCAUUUUCUUCUUGACUUUUAUAAAUGUUGUGUUAUAAUAAAGUGAAAUAAAUGUUUAUUUUUUUACGUUU
Molecule: messenger RNA, 1692 nt
Organism: Diachasmimorpha longicaudata
Lineage: Eukaryota; Metazoa; Arthropoda; Insecta; Hymenoptera; Braconidae
Exons: 3
Coding region: 777-1538 (253 amino acids)
Molecular function (GO): N-acetyltransferase activity
Source: RefSeq, a predicted model, not a curated record